ACUUGAUGGCAGGCAGAAGUCCAGCAUCUGUGAAUGGGACUUGGGCUGAGCUGAAGGACUGCAAAGAGGAGAGUCGCUACGCAAAAGAUCUGCUAUGAUGGAAACAAUUUCUUAGAAGAAAAGUUGACUUCCAAACAGAACCGAUCUGUCUCCUCCUGGCUAAGCCUUUCUCCACCGUCUCCUCCCUAAUCAGGGCAUGCAACUUGCUUCCAAGAUGAACAGAACAUUGCCCCAGCUAAACUCUUCAGGAAGCAGCGAGAGCAGCUGUUGGCAGCUGGUGUCUGUCCUCAUUCCUCUAGCGUAUUCUCUGAUUUUCCUGGUAGGCACGGUGGGCAACUCUCUGGUGCUGGCAGUGCUGCUGAGGAACAGGCAAGUCAACAACACCACCAACCUCUUCAUCCUCAAUCUGGGAGUGGCCGACCUGUGCUUUAUAGUCUUCUGCGUGCCCUUCCAGGCCACCAUCUACACCCUGGAUGACUGGAUCUUUGGGCCACUCAUGUGCAAAGCAGUGCAUUUCUUCAUCUACCUGACCAUGUAUGCCAGCAGCUUCACCCUCACAACUGUAUCCCUAGACAGGUAUCUGGCCAUAAGGUACCCUUUGCAUUCAAGAGAACUGCGAACCCCCAGGAAUGCCCUCACCGCCAUUUGUCUCAUCUGGGGCCUUUCCUUCGUCUUCUCUGGACCUUACAUCAGUUACUACCAGGAGUUUCAGGUGGCCAAUGUUACCGUCUGCCAUCCCAUCUGGAAAGUCUCUCAGCGCAAAGUUAUGGACCUCUGCACUUUUGUCUUCAGCUAUGUCAUUCCUGUGCUGAUUCUGAGCCUCACCUACGUGAGGACCAUCCGUUACCUCUGGACGUCGGUGGACCCCAUUAAAGACAUGUCUGAUUCCAAGAAGGGCAAGCGCAAGGUCACUCGGAUGAUCAUCAUUGUGGCUGUUCUCUUCUGCCUUUGCUGGCUGCCCCAUCACUUGGUCAUUCUCUGCUUUUGGUUUGGCUACUUCCCACUGAACAAUGCAACCUACGUGCUUAGAAUCCUCUCCCACCUGAUUUCAUAUGCCAACUCAUGUGUCAACCCCAUCGUCUAUGCUCUGGUAUCCAAGCAUUUCCGUAAGGGAUUCAAGAAGAUCUUCAGUUGCCUCUUGCACAAAAGAGUGACCAACAAGGUUCAUGUGGCACAGGUGACUCACACAGUGAGCAUCCUGGAAGCAGAUCUGACAGAGGUGAUACACGUCAGUGAGCCCACGCAUGCCAGGGCCUCCAGCUGCUGUCAAAUCCCCAUUCAGACAUGGGGUGAGGCAGAGCAGCUGAGUCGCCAAGAGAGAGUCACCAACCCUUUCAUCACUUUCAAUGUCACUUAGAAAAAUGCAUUUUCUCUAGGCUCUAACCAAAGGAUGAAUUCCUUGACAACUGAAGGACGUACGGUUUUGAGAACAGAAGAUAGUGGCUGAAAACACAAGAACCAGCAGAUGGCUCCAGCCAAUGAUAUUUGAUUGUUCGUUGCUCCCUUCUCCACCAGAAGCCACUGCACUAUUGGAGACUCUGCAAGGCAAAGCU
Molecule: messenger RNA, 1553 nt
Organism: Lacerta agilis (Sand lizard)
Lineage: Eukaryota; Metazoa; Chordata; Lepidosauria; Squamata; Lacertidae
Gene: GALR2
Product: galanin receptor 2
Exons: 2
Coding region: 197-1357 (386 amino acids)
Biological process (GO): G protein-coupled receptor signaling pathway
Cellular component (GO): membrane
Molecular function (GO): G protein-coupled receptor activity
Source: RefSeq, a predicted model, not a curated record